This is a messenger RNA of Darwinula stevensoni, 2467 nucleotides long. The record is from the annotation of a GenBank genome assembly. NCBI's taxonomy places the organism in Eukaryota, Metazoa, Arthropoda, Ostracoda, Podocopida, Darwinulidae.
AUGUUCAGGCCUACUGAAGCCAUGAAUGGGGUAUUGACAGAAGGAAGCUGUAGCUCUGUUCAUGCUGCUGUUAGUGCAGUGCUUCAAGAUUUCAUGACUCAUGAUGCUGAAAGGCAUCCUGCAGCCUCGUGUAAAGUCAAUGGUGUUAUUGAAAUUGAAACAACCCCAGGUAAUGGACACAUUGACCCAUCCUUUGGAUGCAAGAAGGAGUUGAAGGAAGCUCAAUUACUGCUUCCUGAUAAAGCAGAAUCUCAUGGGCAAACACAUAGGAAUCCCAGUGAAGAGGGAAAGACUGAGUCCUGCCUUACUGAUGUAGCCAUGCCAUGUGCUGAUGCCACCCAACAAAAAGUGGAUGAUGACAUUGCCCUGGCCAUUGUGGCAGCUGAUGAACCUACAGGACUACCAGAGAAGAAGCAAAGGAUCAUCUCAAUUGGACCAUCAAAUGAAGUUGAACAAGCUGCCAAGGAGAAGUCCUUAGAGAAGACUGAAGUUCAAGGGUCAAAAGAGGUUCAGUUGACCAUGAAGGAAAAAGAAGUUCCCAAGCUUCCUGAGCAAGGAAAGGUGGAUAAAGUGGAUCGAAUGAAGAAGCGCUUGGUUGCAGCUGGGAUAAAGGUAGCAUCCUACUCCAUUCUCUUUCGAGACUGCAGGGAUGAUGAUGAGAAGAUUGCUAAGAUGCAUGAUCUCCUUCGCAAAUUUGGUCUCAGGGGCCCUGCAUCAUUGGAGAACUGCCAGAAGCUGAGGGAGAAGACUUCCAAUAAAAUGAACUAUGAGGAGAGGGAAGGGUUCAAUACAGACCCUAGUCAUUAUGUUCUGUCCAAUUUCAUCAAGAAGGACACAGAUAGCAUUGACCGUGACAGCAAGACAAAUCUGGUGCCAAAGGUCAGUACCCUGCAGCCCAGAGUCAUCCUCUAUGACUUGUUGAGAAAUCACCAAAUGUUGGAGAGAUACCGGUACCUCAAACUUCCUAUAAGGUUAGAUGAGAAUGGUGAUUUUGGCAGCCAACUCAACACUGACAGAGACCUUACUACAAAGAGGGACCUAGAGAGGGAGAACUUGGAAGUACUUCAGAGGAAAGAGAAGACCAAGAUCAGAAACCAGAGCUAUGAAGACAGUACCAGACGACGUCAUCAUAUGGCAGGAAAAGAAAAAGAAUUGGGAAAACUUGAUGUGCCACCAAGUGAAGAAAAGACCAAACCAAAGAAUCUGAGCAAUGAAGAUAGCAGGCGACAUGAGCCGCUUGUAGGAAAAGAACUGUUCUUGGAGAACUUUGAUAUGUUUAAUAGUGCAGAGAAGAUCAAGCCAAAGAUCCUGAAUGUUGAAGAUGCUAGCAAACGACAUGAGCAACAGCCAGGAAGAGAUCAGGAGUCAGAGAAAUUUGAUGUGCUGCAGAGCAGAGAGAAAAUAAAACCCAAGAGGUUAGAAAAUGAAGACUCUAGCAAACGACGUGAGCAGAUGACAUCGGUGAAGCAUCAAAAGCCGUCAAGUUGGGUCAAGAGCAAGACAGAAUCCAGACAUUCCAGAAAGUACAAGAAAGAAUCUGAAAAACCACAUAAGGAGAAGGGAUUGGGGGAAGGUAGGAAGACUCUUGAGAAAAAGAAGCUUGAGGAGAUGAAAGGCUACCUACGAACAGCAGGGAUUCGUGUGCUUUCAUACGAGAAGCUUUUCUUAGGCUGCCGCACGCUUGACCAGAAGAUUGACCGAAUGAAGGGUCUGCUUGAGGAGAAAGGUAUCAAAGCGGGUAAAGGAGCCAAGCCCUCCUCUGGUGAAGUGAAGAAAGCACCAAGAGGGAGGCCUCCAUCAUCAAUGACCAAGACCAUAACCCCACCCACCACCAGAACUAGCUCUGCCUCUCAUCACAAAGACAAGAGACAUGCACAAGAUGACAAGCCCAGGGAAAAAGAUGGGCAAGGACAAGGGCCUAUUGAGGAUCUCCAAGCAGCAACAUUGAGAGAGGAACAUGCAGCCAAGAUGCUUCUCCUUCGACGGGAGUUGGAUAUCAAGGAGGAAGAGCAUGAGAUUCGCAUGAGAAUCCUCCGUGCCGUCCUGCAAGGCUUUACCAAGAACGGACAUCCUUCGAACGCUGCAGAUUUAAAGCUUGAGGAAGGGAGGCCAACGAUUAAGAAAUGUAAGGAACUGCGUAUCGAGCUGGAACUGAAGAAAGAAAUGGAUGAACUCAUCGGAGACACUCAGCACAUCCGCACUGCAAUUCCAACUGAAAGUCCAGGGGGCGAGAGGAGAAACCGAAGGAAGAGAAGCACGAGUCGAGAGGACACUCCGAGCCCGGUGAAAAAGCAGAAGUCCGAGAUGGAGCAGCGCCUUUCCCGUCUCCGAUGCUUCCUCGACUCCGACACCGACAGCGAAUGAGUGUCCCAUUCUCAAAUUGAGCGUCCCGCUCUCGUCUCGUGCAUUCACCAAAGCGUAGGGGGAUCCUGGCGUGGAAAUGCAGUUAUGCCCAGUACAAGUGACC